ACCGCCACCGCCACCCAGGCCACCUCCUCCGCUUCCGAGCAGGCGCAGCAGCGCCGGGGCCGGGGCCGGAGCCGGGCGGGCCGAGAGCUGCUCCCGCCGCCCUGGGGGGGGCUCGGCGGGGAAGAGAAGCGGCCAGCAGCCACGGUCCAGAAGCACUAGGGUACUUCAUUUCGUUUAAAUUGCUAAGACUGCAAACAUGUCACUGGAUGACAUCCACAUGAGCACCCAGGAUUUGCUUGAAAAACAACAGUUAGAUGCUGGAGGAUGUGGAACAAUUUCUCUAUGCUUUCACAGAAAACAUGGAUACGUAGUAUUAAAAACCGUGUAUACGGGACCCCAGCGCACUGAAUAUAAUGCUUCCCUCCUUGAAGAAGGCAGGAUUAUGCGGAAACUACAGCACAACCGUGUGGUAAAACUACUCGGUAUAGUUUUGGAAGACGGAAAUUACUCACUUGUGAUGGAGUAUGUGGACCGGGGGAACAUGAUGAAAGUGCUACAGAAGCUCUCAAUACCUUUGUCAGUGAAAGGCCGUUUCGUGCUGGAGAUCAUAGAAGGAAUGCUUUAUCUACAUGAGCAAGGCUUAGUACACAAAGACCUAAAACCAGAAAACAUCCUUGUGGAUGCAGACUUCCACAUUAAGAUUGCAGAUCUUGGUGUUGCUUGCUUUAAGAACUGGAGCCGGCUGACUAAAGAAGAGACUACCCGACAGAAGAAAAUCAAGAGCACUUCCCAGAAUAAUGCUGGCACUCUUUUCUAUAUGGCCCCAGAGCACUUACGCAGUGUUAAUGUAAAACCUGGGGAGAAAUCAGAUAUUUACAGCUUUGGCAUAGUAAUCUGGGCGAUUUUUGCUAACAAAGAGCCAUAUGAGCAUGGUAUAAAUGAAGCUCAGAUUUGCUUCGGCAUCAUUAAUGGAAACAGACCAGACAUAGAGGAGAUCAUUGAGAAGUGUCCAAGAGAGAUUAUUGACUUAAUGAAACAAUGCUGGGAGCAAGAGGCAGAGAAACGGCCUACCUUUGCAGAAAUUAGUAAAACAUACAAGCCAUUUUACUAUCAAAAUAUAGGAAAAAAUAUUGAAGAAGAUCUGAAGAAGAUAAAAAAAGUGUGGCCUGAGCCAAAUGAAUUGCUGCAGAGGAUGCAGUCCCUUCAGAUAGAUGCUGUAGCAGAAGAUCCCAGUAAUGGUCAAAUAGAUCAGCCUAAUUCUCUACACAGCUCUCAGGGUCCCGUGACCAGCGAGGUUAAUGAAGCCCAGUUUGCUGCCUCCUCUGAGAAUCAGCCUGUUGAGAGCUGCGAGACCUCAUUUACAUCCCCUGACAAUCUAGAAAGAAAACUCCAGCGGGAAUACAACUACCACAUAUACGGCAGCUGGAUGGAUAAACCAGGAGUACCAGGAGUUCCCCAUGUGGUAUACACCCCUGAAAUGAGAGAGGAAGAAAGGAGACGAAGAGUUUCUUAUGAUCCAUUUGCAAAGAUGUUUCCAGCUCCUCAACAGAGUGAACUGUAUCCAAGAGCUGAAAACACGGGAUCAAACACUAAUCCUUAUUUUCGGCCACAACCACCCUCAACACCAACACAGGGAAAUUUUGAUAUUUUUUAUGGGCCAAACCCUAGAAAUCUCCUCCCAGGAAAUCCAGAGGAUCUCUACGAAUCACAUUCAGCCAAUACCUUUAGCCUGAGCAAAAUUCCUGUGCCUGAAUCUGGCACAAGCCUGCAUUCACAGACCAACAUAAACAGGUAUCCAAAGAGUGCAGACACAGAUACAGGUAACAAGGAUUCCAUUUCUUUCUCAAGGGGAACCUUUGCGUAUUAUACUCCUGUACCUCAGUUACCCAGAGAAGAUUCAAUCAAAUACAACAUAACUAACAGUUCUGGAAUUCAGAUUGGAUCCUACAAUCACAUGAAGAUUGAAGAGCAGAAUCAACACAUCAGCACUUCUCCUGUUGCUACAGAAGCAUCUUACAGUUACUAUGAAUCAAGGGGUAUAUUUGAUGACAACACUGUCCUGACCGACAAUCAUCUGAAUCUGGUGAGAGAAAAGUUGGCUAGACAGUGGAAGCACUGUGCUCGUAAACUGGGCUUCUCCGAUCCUGAGAUUGAUGAAAUUGAUCACGACUAUGAACGAGAUGGACUAAAAGAAAAAGUUUACCAAAUGCUGCUUAAGUGGGGAAUGAGGGAAGGCUCCAAAGGUGCUACAGUUGGAAAACUUGCCAAAGCCCUCUUCGGCUGCCAAAGACUGGAUCUCCUUACUAGUUUGAUGCAAAUGAACGAGGAAUAAGUUGACUGAGAACUGGGGAAAAAAGUGAGGAUAUUUUUUCCUGAAGACCUUACAAUAACAACUCUGAACAGACUUUGAAGCUUUUGGAACAGAUUUUUCUGCCAAGCAGUUUUCAGUAACUCAAAGUUGCUGUCAAGAUAAUUAGGUCUUGCAGAUGAUAAAAUUUUCCUUCAUGGAAAUGGAAUUUCGAAACAUAACAAAUAAUAAUACCAGUCCAAGGAAAAUGCAUUAUAUAAAAUUCAUAGUCUGUCUUGAAACAUGAUGGUACCUUUGUUCAGUUCUGAACAGUGUACAUUAUUUGAGCAAAGCCUAUGCAUCAGUCAAGAAUGUGAAAGACAGACUCACUUUGAGAGACUUGGACAGAAAGCAAAAUCAACUCUUGAAUUUUGGCAGUCCUUACAAUGCUAUUACAUAGGGCGAUCAGAAGUAGAUGUGCUAUUAUUUUAAAGUCUUUUUAUAAUGUUCAUUAAAUGUAUAUGUCUAGAACUAUGCUGAACAGUAGGGUGAAUAGGGUGAAUAAAAGCAAAAAAAAGAUUUUUAGUUGAAAAAGUGUGUCAUUGAUAAAAUAUUCUUCUUUCAAGGA
This is a messenger RNA of Oxyura jamaicensis (ruddy duck), 2855 nucleotides long. It is a transcript of the gene RIPK1, whose product is annotated as receptor interacting serine/threonine kinase 1. Bases 197 to 2272 code for a protein of 691 amino acids. Lineage: Eukaryota; Metazoa; Chordata; Aves; Anseriformes; Anatidae. Gene Ontology annotation, molecular function: protein binding; ATP binding; JUN kinase kinase kinase activity. Gene Ontology annotation, biological process: signal transduction; protein phosphorylation. The record is from RefSeq and is a predicted model, not a curated record. The transcript has 12 exons.